Lampris incognitus (smalleye Pacific opah) is the source of this 1804-nucleotide messenger RNA. RefSeq names its product cyclic AMP-responsive element-binding protein 3-like protein 3-B. The record is from RefSeq and is a predicted model, not a curated record. Gene Ontology annotation, biological process: regulation of transcription by RNA polymerase II. The coding region runs from base 28 to 1323 and encodes 431 amino acids. The transcript has 10 exons. Gene Ontology annotation, cellular component: nucleus. Lineage: Eukaryota; Metazoa; Chordata; Actinopteri; Lampriformes; Lampridae. Gene Ontology annotation, molecular function: RNA polymerase II cis-regulatory region sequence-specific DNA binding; DNA-binding transcription factor activity, RNA polymerase II-specific.
CUGUGUGUCAUCCUACCAGUAGAAACUAUGGACCACUACGCAGAGCAGGGUUGUGAUGGGAUGGAGCUGCUUGACUGGCUGUUUGAUCAGAAUGAUGGAAUCCUGCGUCAAGAGGAAGCAGGACACCAUGGCAACCAGCACAUCUGGUCACUUCAGGAACCCAGUAUGCUACCGGUUGAAGAAACAGACGGUGACUUUCUUAACGCCCUGCUGAGAGGCAGCGAUUCUGUUUCGGGCUCCCCUCUCUGGUCCCCUUCCCCCAGUGACAGUGGUAUCAGCGAGGACCCACCCUCAGACCAGCUGGACAGCCCUCAGCGGCCCGAAAGUCCCCCGGAGGAACCUCAGUACUUCAGGCCCCUGUCUCAAAAUAAGAAGGCCCCAGAAUUCAACUUCUCCACUAGAUCCAAUGGCUGGGAAUCUGGCUUCCCACCCGGCAGGACAGGAGGAGCACAGUAUCCUUGUGAUGUACACAGACCCCAGCUGUCUGCUGGUUUCUCCCUUACUGUGAAGGACUUGCUUUUGUCUGGCACACCAGAGGCACCCCCGCAGCCGCCCCAACAGUCCACUCAAGAGCUGGUUCUCAAUGAGGAUGAGAAGAAGCUCUUAGCCAAGGAGGGAAUGACACUGCCGAGCCAACUGCCGCUCACCAAGUAUGAAGAAAGGAUUCUGAAGAAAAUUCGCCGAAAGAUACGCAAUAAACAGUCCGCCCAGGAGAGCCGGAAGAAGAAGAAGGAGUACAUCGAUGGGCUAGAGAGCAGGAUGGCCGCCUGCAACGCACACAACCAGGAGCUGCAGAGGAAAGUGUUCCGGCUGGAGAAAUGCAACACGUCAUUGAUCGAGCAGCUGCACAGGCUUCGGGCUUUAGUUAUGAACAGCUCUAACAAGACAGCCCAAACAGCGACCUGCGUUCUGGUGCUUCUGCUGUCCUUCUCCCUAAUCCUGUUUCCCAGCCUCAAGCCAUUCUCCGACACCGAAGUCAGUCAAGGAGACUUCAGUCCGGUUAGAAUCCAGUCACGGUCUCUGCACAGCCUUCAAGCCUCCAGGGUGCUUCCUGUCAGCGACCACUCAUUCUCCACCGAAGAUGAACCCGAGUCACUGGGUGGACAUUUUCCAGGGGACCCGCACCUGGAAGAUAUCACCUCGGCGGUGUCGAAGCUGGGAGUCAGCCGAAAGCUGUCAGGUUUGGAGCUCAUGCAUCACAAUAACAGUCAAGAAGACGAGGUUAGCCGUUUCCAUGCAGACCCCAUUACUGGUCACAUUGCCACCUUGACCUUAGACCCAAACCGCCGGGCAAGGCUGCGGCCCCACGCUGACGACAUGUGAAGGGGAGCAGGAGAGGCUCCCAAUGUGACCCCCCCCCCCCCAUCUACUCCUCCUCUUCCAUAGACAUGAGAGCAGGGAGCUAUUCUCGGGCUACUAUUUGCACAGACGGGGAACUAAGAUACCAAUCCUUCCUGUUUGGCCUCUAAUUUUGUAUCGUUAAAACAUCUGUAUGCUUUUUCCUCAGUUGUCAUUUUGUUUUUUAUUAGUGUGUGGAUUCAAUCCACACACUAAAUCCAUAUUCAUUGUAUACUGUAAAAAUUGCCUGUCAAGAUGAUGUUAAAUGUCAGUAUGUACUUAAAUGUCAGUAUGAAUAAUGUGCCUUUAGACUGCCAAAAAUUAGUUAAGCAGAACUGUGAUGAUGUGUACAAUUUUGAGCAAAACAGAUAUUUAAUAAACUGUUAAAUGAUUUUGGGCAAUGCCUGUGGAAGCUCUUAGUAACUUGGACAAUUUAGAUCCAUUCAUCAAUAAAAUGGCUUAAAAU